CCGAUUUGGAGAGAAGUUCCUCUUCGUCUCGAUCUGAAGGUAUGUUAAAGCUUCUCUUUACAUCACCGCUACAUACAGAGCUUCUUUGUCUCAUUUUGAUUCAGCGUCUAGAAUCUUAUUUCCAAAGCCACGCCCAGUGGAGCCGUUUAAUGUAAAGCAUUAAUUAUGUAAAGCAAGACAAACACACACCCAUGUGAAGACCUUUUGAUAUUAAAAAUAUACAUUUAAACAAACUUGGCCAAAAUGAAACGAAUAGCGAUCCAUAGCCUCCAUUCCCGUCCUGUUGUGUGAUCUGCGACGUGUGUGUGUGUGUGUGUGUGUGUUAGUAAGGUGUAGGCUAUCUCUGCACUUAGCCUCAAGCCUGACAGUGACGACUACACACUGUUGUCCUUUCGACUUCGCUCGGCUCUUAAAGUACUCUGUAAAAAGUUAAAUGUUGACCUAGGUGUUUAGAGGACAUGUCUCACAGGUAGUUGGCCACAUUUGCCCUUGACGUUUCCUCCAACUACGAAUUAAUCGCCUCUCUGCCAUCGUUCUCUAUAACGCAUGAUUAAGCAGUGUUUGUGGAUAGUCUGCUUUUUAAAGACGCGUGUAAUGUAGAGACAUGAAGGCCUGUUGUGUACUCCAAACUGCUUACACUUACACUUACAAUAAACAGAAUGGCAAAAUACAAUGCCACUUCCUGUUGCACAGGCAUUAGCUGCACCUUAGACUACACUCUAUUAAAACACUUUUUAUAUAUAUAGGUUAAGAUUAGAUUAAGAAAGUAUAAUGUCUUAUGGUGAAGUGCAUUUAUGUAAGAAGAAAGGAAUCUUCCUGGGAUUUUUUUAAUGUUAUUAAUGAGACUUUGUUUGGUAUCUAACCUCAGGUUUACUAUAAUAGGCAGAAUAUUGGUGAGGGAGGCAGGGAGUCCUCAAUUGUCAAGUGGCAGAGGCUGUUCGGGUAUACAUUAGAUUAUACUAGGAGCAGGUUAAAACUGAUAGUUUAUCAGUUUAUGGUGAUUUAUAAUCAGUGUUGGGUGUCACAGUACUUGAAUUACUCGUUAUAUCUUUUUUGAUGUAACGAGUAAUCUAACGCAUUAGGUCCGUCAUUUAAGUACUCAGUCAUUUAGUUAUUUUUUCAAAAAUGUAAUUCGUUAUUCAGAAAAUGUAUGUAAUCUGUGAACCAGACAGCAGUGAUCCCAAUCCGUUAGUGUGUGUGAAAGUCGUCCUACAAGCCCCGCCCCUGAUAACUUAAACUAGUUACUUUUAUCAAAAAGUAACGCUGAAAUGUAACUGAUGACUUUUUAAAGACAGUAAUUUUGUAGUGUAAUUAUUUACUUUAAAAAGUAACAUCCCCCAACACUGUUUAUAAUAAUAAUUGUUAUAAUAAUAAUAAUAAUAAUAAUGGUUAGCACUGUGGCCUCGCACCUCCAGGGUUGAGGGUUUGAUUCCCACCUCAGGUCCGUGUGUGCAGAGUUUGCAUGUUCUACCUGUGGUUUUCCUUCGAGUUUUCUCUCACAGUCCAAAGACAUGCAGAUUUAGCUAAUUGGAGUUCCUUAAUUGCCCAUAGUGUGCAUGUGCUUGUGUGAUAAAUUGGCACCCUCUCUAGGGUGUACCCUGCCUCUUGGCCUACAGUAAGUCUCUUGGACUCAGUCUCCUACGACUCUGUACAGAAAAAGCGGUAUAGAAGAUAAUACUACUAAUAAUAAUAACAUUAUAGUAAAUAGUAGUAAUUAGGUGUUAACUAAUAGUUGCUUUCGUGUAAGAUUAUAUAAAACUAUAACAAGAAAAGUUUAAAAACUUGCCAGUGUUUACAGUAGGUCAUUGCUGGACUCUGGAAAUUAUUAAUUGGUUAGCAGCUGGAUGAUGUCCAGGUCCAAAUAGAUUCAAUCAUGUGUGGAAUCACUGAGACAUGCCUAAAUGCAAAAUGUGAUUGCUCCUUUUCAAGGUCAUUAUAUUUUGCUGCUUUUAAAUUAUUUCUUGGUACAGUAACAGAGUCAGUCUUGUUUGGCCAUAGUCCUCGUCAAUGCAUUACAAUGAACCGAAUGCUUAUAAUGUACAUACUAAUUUAAAACAAACUGUUAAAUGGAGUGCACAUUUCCUACAUUAUAUCAUUGCAUUGACUGAAGGGGUUACUCAAAUAAGACUAAAAAAUAAAAAUCUAAAGAAGAACUGCUUAAACAGAGAGGGUAUGAUUUGUGGAUGGUAAGACAUAACUUUUGUUAUGUCCUGUCGUAGGUAAAAGUUGUGCUGUAGUCAGAUAAUUGUUUCUCCCAAAUAGUUCAUCUAUGAGGGCAUUUCUAGGCAUUUAGGGUAGAUAUGACAGUUAUUUCGAGACUUUUACCCUUUUUAAUUCUUAAUUAAAUAAGGAAAUGUAAUUCUCCUAUCAUAUGCAGUAUUUAAUUUUUAUUUAACAGUAUUUUUGAUUGCCCAAGACUAUUUAGCUGUUACAUUUGAAGUCCUUUGCUAAGAAAACCUGCCCAGAAAAUUUAGUUUUUUUCUAAACACUGUCUAUCAUUGUCCUUUUCACUUUCACUUUCUAGUAAUUUCUCCUCUGGUAAAAGGCAGUGGUUGCAUGAUAUAAUACCAGAAAUCCAAACUUAUUAGACCAUUACAGCAUUGAUGUAGAACAAGAAAUGGGGAUUUUUUUUAUUUUUAUUUUUAAUUAACCUAAGGAUUCUGUUCUUCUUUUUAUCAGUGCUGUUUGUGAUUUUUUUUGUCUUCAAGUUUAAGGCAAGUAAAGUAAAAGUAUUAUACCUACACCUUACAAAAUCUGAAACUAAAACAGUUGCAACAUUUUUUUGAAAUGUUAAUGUAAUUCAACACUUAAGCAUUAAUUCACACAUUUUCUUCUUCUUUUCUGACAGUGUGAAGAUGGCAUAUGUAGGAGAAAGGCUGUAUGAUGAGUUUAUCCGAAAAAAUAUGGCUAAUUUGGCCUCACGUGUCAAAGUGAGGGAAAUCGUACCUUACUUGGCCUGCCUCACAAAUACUGAUCGGGAGGAGAUAGAGGCUAAAAGAGAGAUUGCUGGAAACUACAAUGCUAUGACGCUGCUGCUUGAUUACCUGCGCAGACGAGAGAACUGGCCUGAUCAGUUUAUUUCAGCAUUGCGGCAAUGCGAACACCGGACUCUUGCUAAUGAGAUCAGUGACAUUUAUGACAGAAUAAGAGGAAUCCCCACUCCUGCCCCUGUCCCUGCUGCUGCUGCGUAUACUCCAGCCCCAUUUCCAGCAGAAGCUGUAGGAAUAUCUACCACCGCGACAAUCCACAAUGCCCCGACCAACCCACCCCUGCUGACUCCUUCAGUCGAUGGCCCAACUCAGACAGCUAAUCUUUCUCAUAUAAGUUCUCCUCCAAGGCAAUGUGCCAACAUAGCUGCUUCUGCCAUAGAAGCCCCAGCAUUAGUUUCAGCUCCAGAUGCUGCAGUACACGUGCCUCCUAAGUCAGCCCAACCUGCUGAACCCCCACUGUUGGUCAUAGAGUCAGGGCCACCUGGUCCAAUUUCUGCUCCUCCUCUUAUUUAUCAAAGUGAAGUUCCAGUUGGCGUUAGAGAAACAUCCAAAUUGGUUGUCUCGGGUCAUUCCGCUCCUGUAAAUUCUCUUCCUGAGUCAUGUUUUAACACAGAUUCUCCAGCCUUGGCUCCUGCCAUAGUUUCAGCCCAAGAUGCUUCAGUACAUAUUUCUCAUGGAUCAGCCCACCCUGCUGAACCCCCGCUGUUGGUGGUAGCACCACAUGCAGUGCCCCCUUCUCCAGUCUCUGCUCCUGACUUGAUCCCAUUUGUUGGGCAGAGUGUAGUCCCAGUCAGCUGCAUAGAAACGCCCACACUGGGUAUGUCAAGUGACCUAAAGUAUAUUGCUAAAUCUGGACCAACCUCAGUUGCUGUACCUACCCUUCCUAUUAAUGCAACAUCCACAUCCUCACAGACUAACAAACCUUCUACCACAUUUUCUGCUUUACCUGAAAAAAGCAAAGUUGCAGAAAGCUCCAUUUCUGUGAAACACCCCAUCCAAGACUCCAGCCCUCCAAGGAUUGUAAUUCCCCAGGAUUCACAGAACAACCAAACAAACAAUCAGGUUGUAGAGCGAGUAAACACUGCAGCUCCGCCAAACUUCCAAAUUCAGGAAACAGCCCGGGGAUCAGCACAGGCCUCACCUUCAGCAUCUCCAGAUACAACUGCUCACUGCUUGGAUAACCUGGCAGCAGAAAAUGAAGAGAAUUUUAGCAAACCUGCUGUCCUAAGAGGAGAAGAGCCCUGUUCGGUCAGUUCUGAUCUUCAGAUCAGCCAUAGGACCACAGAACACUCACCAACACAACCUGUCAGGCUUCAAGCACUGUCCAACCAAAACUGGGCUGAUGAACCUGUUGAAGGGUCUCUCUCAGUCACUACUGAUAAUCUGAUGAUCAGCUCUUCCACCACAACUGUUUCUACACAGCUUGAUUCUGGUCCUGUAGCCCCUGUUGAAAACUCUUUUCAUAGGGCACAGGGAAAUGCCUCUACAGAGGGUGAUAAUAUUUUUUGUCUUAAUCAGCCAGUGGAGGACCACUAUGAGUCUUCCAGUCAAAGCAUUCAGGCAGAGCAAGAGACUCGAGAACACCUUGUUGAAUUUUCUGAAAGGCCAUCUGUCCAAAAUCUUAGUGGUCAGCCUCCAAGCAUGGUUGGACCAAGCACAAUUGGCCUUAAACAUAAUGCUGAAACAGAGAAUCUUGUCCAGUCUGUUUCUUUAAAUGAAACUAGCCAGCACAAGCAAACACAGUGUAUACAGGAACAUAAUUCCAGUGAGCAGGUAAUUUCUGCUGUAGAGCCAGUCCCAGCUACUUAUCCAGAGUUAGAAUUAAAUAAUUCAGGCCAGAUUAACAAUCCUCGAUCAGAGCAGGGAGAAGAGUUCCAGGGAGUGUUGCACCGAUUUCGGUCUUACCCACACCUUAUUGGAGCUGCAGGUAUUGGCAUAAUUGCUGUUUUUUUGGCCUUGAGGCUAAAGCGCUAAAAUCCGAACAGCUACGUACCACCAUUGGUGCCUUGAAACCUAAGACACAAGGUUUUCACACAAGGAUGCUCUGCCUAAUUUGUUUUAUUUAUUACCGUUAUACUAUAUAAUGUCUGACCAAGUAACUAAAGAGCAUUGUGCUUAUGACGUUUAUGUGAAGAUUUAAAUCAGUGUUUAAGCCAGUAAACCUGGUAUUUAUCACAGUAAUUUCAAGCUUACUGACAGUUAGUAAUUCAGCUGCAUGUACAUGUAAUCAAGUGAAUAGGGUACUUGUGUACCACAAUUACACAUUUUAUUUCAUUCAAACACUUUCAUCUUUUAUAGUGUACUGGCUCACAACACAUUAAUUUGCUCCUUUAAUUUGUUCCUUCUGCACAUCUAAUUUUGACUAGGCAUCAUUAUAAUUAUAUGUGAAUGGUAUAAAUUGUUGAAUUAAUCUUGUCCUUACCAAAGACCCAAUGAAAACCUGUAAAGGUUAUUUUGCGAAGUAAGAAAUGUUAUUGUAUUACAAAUAUAUUUUUAAAUUGUGAUUAGCUCUUUGCACAAAAGUUUAAAGACUGAGUACAGUCUUAAAUUAAUUUGACUGUAAAUACAGUAAUGCAGGACUUUUUUCAAAGCCUUAUCAUUAUACAAGUUAAUAAUAAAGUUAUUCAACAGUAGUAUAUAAACCACUGACAUGACUUAUCUGAGGUGAGCAAAUUUGUAAAACUUUAUCAGACUAUGUUAUGUGUUUAUUUUGAAGCAUCAUGAAAUGCGAUCCCACAAUCCUCUUUAUUUAUGCUAGAUGGUCAAUUAGAAAAGGUCAUUGUAAAUGUGCAUAUUUGAUAUAUUAAUCAUGACCAAAAAAUAUGGUGUAGAGGUAAAUGUAAUAUAUUUAUUACAUUUAUUAUUAAUUCUGUAGGAUUGCUUAAAAGCCUUUCCAGACUGCCCUCUUUUAAUGAAAAUAAGAUUGUGUCUGUAUAAACUGAGUUGUCACUUUAUUUAUUUACACCUCCACUCUUGUUGCUAUUUUUUAAGAUCUAAAGGUUGUAGUUCAUUUGUUUAUUUGCACCAUCUGUCUCAAUGAAUAGUUAAUUAACACAAAGAUUUGGCCAUGUCCAUGUCCUGUUCUUAAAAACAAAACUGUUGAAUGGCAAGAGCUUAAGAUAAAUGCACAGUGAAUAAAAAGAAAAAAUAUUUUGUAAGGUUCAUAGUAGGGCUGUUCAGGAGCCAGUUAUUGUACACAGUCUUUCUCAAAUUUGUAUUGCACCAGAUGUUGCACUAUACAAAUAACAUCUGUUAUGUAGUGGUUGUAUGAUGGUCUGUGUUUAUUAAAUAAAGAGUUCAGGGUG
Molecule: messenger RNA, 6295 nt
Organism: Clarias gariepinus (North African catfish)
Lineage: Eukaryota; Metazoa; Chordata; Actinopteri; Siluriformes; Clariidae
Gene: mavs
Product: mitochondrial antiviral signaling protein
Exons: 4
Coding region: 2856-4964 (702 amino acids)
Source: RefSeq, a predicted model, not a curated record